This is a messenger RNA of Priapulus caudatus, 2400 nucleotides long. RefSeq names its product unconventional myosin-Ib-like. Gene Ontology annotation, cellular component: microvillus; vesicle; myosin complex. The transcript has 11 exons. Gene Ontology annotation, biological process: actin filament organization; vesicle transport along actin filament. NCBI's taxonomy places the organism in Eukaryota, Metazoa, Priapulida, Priapulimorpha, Priapulimorphida, Priapulidae. The record is from RefSeq and is a predicted model, not a curated record. Gene Ontology annotation, molecular function: ATP binding; actin filament binding; microfilament motor activity. The annotation marks the transcript as partial.
UCGCACGGCGGUCUGUUCUCGCUCCUGGACGACGAAUGCCUGCGACCCGGUGACGCCAGCGACGACACGUUCCUCGACACGAUCGCGGCGACGUUCGGCGGCCACCCGAACGUCGACACGCGCCGCGCGACGCGCUGCCUCAACGACAAGUCGCUGCCGCGCGACUGCUUCCGUAUCCGCCACUACGCCGGCCCGGUGACGUACAACGUGACUGGAUUCCUGGACCGGAACAACGACCUGCUGUACCGGGAUCUAUCCCAGGCGAUGUACUCGUGCGGGUUAUCCCUGCUCAAGCUGCUCUUCCCGGAGGGAAACCCCUCACGCGCGUGCCUUAAACGUCCCUCCACGGCUGGCUUCCAGCUAAAGCGCUCUCUCUUGUUCUUCGCAGAAUUCCAUGAACGCUCUGAUUGCGGAACCUGCAGUCGAAAGAACCCGAACUACAUCCGCUGCAUCAAGCCGAACAACGGCAAGAACGCCAAGAUGUUCGAUGAUGACCUCGUGCGACACCAGGUCCGCUAUUCUAGGGUGAGUCACCAAGGUCAACAAGGUCAUCGUCUCUACGGUCACGGUCGCCCACUUCAAGGUCACCUCUCCUCUUCUAAGUUUACUUUAAUGGAGAACCUGAAGGUGCGGCGAGCGGGGUUCGCCUUCAGACAAACCCACGCGCAGUUCCUGCAGCGAUACAAGAUCAAGCGCUCGCAACGUGGCCGCUAUGGAGAGGUGCGCCCCGCCAAGGGCAUCCGCUUGCUUCUCAAGGAGCUGCGACUGGAGGUGGCCGAGUGGGCGCUCGAUGUAGAAGGUGCGCCCGCCAAGGGCAUCCGCUUGCUUCUCAAGGAGCUGCGACUGGAGGUGGCCGAGUGGGCGCUCGAUUUGUUUGAGCUGGAGGACCAGCGACGACAGCGGCUGGGUCAGCUAGCGACGCUACUACAGGCCGUAUAUAGAGGGUGGGCGCUGCGUCAUGCAUAUCAGCAACUCAGGAACAGUCAGAUUGUGAUAGCCAAACACUGGCGACGACACAAGUGCUACAAGUACCGGUUAAAGUUUGACCAGGCAGCGCGGAGUCGAAUGAGGGAGAAGGUAGCAGCUAGCAACAUAUUCAAGAACCGAAAAGAUGGCUACUUGAAAAGCGUCGGUCAUCCGUUCCGCGGUGACUACGUCAGACUUCGCUCCAACUACAAGUGGAAGAAGGCGUUCGAAGACUCGCCGGACAACUACGUCGUUUUCGCUGACAUGGUGCUAAAGAUCAAACAGGUCGACGGGAAGGAAAAGCAAAAAGUUGACAUGUACCGGAACGUGCCACACAAGGACGUCAUGGCUGGGAAGACCUGGAACGGCUUAUUGCCAACUAGCGGAACCAGCGAGGCGACUAAGAAGAAAGGAGACUUCAUUCUGGAGAGCAACCACGUGAUCGAGAUGGUCGCCAAGAUGUUUCUGCUCAUCAUUAAUGCCAAUGGCAAGCCACCGGAGAUGGUGGUAGCUAGCGAAUUUCAGGCCAACUUUAACGGCACCAUGGUAAACAUGAUCUUCAAGUUGGAGGACAACUUUCCGGACAUCCCUCCCGGAUACGUCAGGAUCAACCGGAAGGGCAAUCGCAUGGAGAUUCUUAUAUGAUGAAGGCAUUCUCUAGCAAUUCUAAUCGACUGAGAAGAGAGGAGAGGAUAUGAGAAAAGAGAAGAGGAGAGGAGAGGAAAUUAUUAAUGUGCCGAGUUUGUCAUACGAAAUAUGUUAUAUCAUCCAAUUAAUGAUUUAUUCUUUAAUAAUUAAUCGAUUAAUUAGAUGCAUUAUCUUAUAGGUGGCGCUUUACACACUAGUGCACAUUAGCGAAUAAAUGUACUUUUAUUUCAGUAUCACAAUCUUUUUGAUCGUUAUAGGAAAUAUUUUAGGUAUGGUACGCAUAUAUCGAUGACGUGUCAAUAUUCACUCUGUUUUUUUCUUCACUGUAUAUUCUGAUUAGAUCGUGUCAUGUGAAGGCGCCAUUUUGUUUUUGUUUUGUUUGUGCCACUGACGUCACCAAGGCGGCUACGCGAUGGUGUUGGCAAAGUGCCAAUGCCCUGCUGCGAUGAGUCACUAGUUGUUUUUUUACCGAGAGACGGUCAUGUUUACUUGUCGACGUAGCGCCGAAAAAAAACUUCGUGAUCAAAUCACAGGUUCCGAAAUCCUUGUGUAGAUGGAGCCACCGUAUUCGUCAGUCUUUCAUAUCUGUUUUUUAGUAUCGGCGGAGAAACGCGCGCGUAGAGGUCGCCGGUAGGGGGCGCUCGUUGUCAACAGGCGUUCUGUGAUUUUGUAACAGUUGUACAAAACAACAAGAUAUCGUGGCUCUUCCGCAUUGUAACAUAGAGAGAGGGAGAGAGUGAGAGAGAGAGAGAGUGAGAAAGAGAGAGAGAGAGAGAGAGAGAGAGA